Messenger RNA from Perkinsus marinus ATCC 50983, 460 nucleotides. RefSeq lists its product as hypothetical. NCBI's taxonomy places the organism in Eukaryota, Perkinsozoa, Perkinsida, Perkinsidae. The annotation marks the transcript as partial. The record is from RefSeq and is a predicted model, not a curated record. The transcript has a single exon.
AGACUGCCAGAACAAUGGGAUAUCUCGAAAGUUACGCUGAUCUAUAAGAAGGGGAACAAAAACGAGUGCUCGAACUAUCGUACUAUAUUAGCACAAUGUGCUGCAGCAAAGAUCUUCAGCAUUAUUAUACUCGCAAGGAUCUACCCCGAGAUUGAUAGGAAAAUUGAUAACUCCCAAGUAGCCUUCCGCCGCGGGAGCUCCGGCCUAGAAGUGAUACACGCAGUACAAUUAUUGAUAGACAAGUGCAAUGCAUUUGAAUUACCACUGACAUUGACCAGUACUGAUUUCAGAAAAGCCUUCGAUAAAAUAUCUCGAGAUCACGUAUAUGAAUCUUUGCGGUUGGCUCGGGUACAUCCGAAGUACAUCACGAUUGUAAAAAAUUGUUAUGAAUCGGCAAAAGUCACAAUAAGGUUGCAUAAGAGAGAGCAGACAAUUGAGCUCAAAAGUGGACUGCGACAAG